CGGCCGCCGCCACGAACCUGCCGAGCCCUGGGGCUCCGCGCCGCCCUCCCGGCUGAACAAGCUGCUGCUGAGACAGUGUGGUGGGGCUACCGCCGUUGUCAAGAUCAGGAACCAAGUAUGUGGAGAGCAUACCAUCUUUAAGUGAAAAGGGCUUUCAGCUGGAAAACGAGGAAGAAGAAUGCCAACAUGAAUAUGAAGUGAACUGUUUGCUGCGCUCGCCACAGCACCUGGGUGCUCACAUCAAAUGGUCAGAGACAGGGACUUGUCUCCUGCCAAACUGCUUCCUCGGACAAGAUGAAGCCAAGGAGGAGCCUUCUGAUGUGCUGGAGCCACAGUGACUGCUGCCCACUUUAAAAUCGAUGUAAGACUGUGCUCCGGCUGCCUGGCAGGAUGAAAGAAGUGGUGUCGUGGUCACCUGAGGAGGUGACAAAUUGGCUCAUGGAAAAUGCUGUGCCGGAGUACUGUGAGCCAUUGAAAAGCUUCACCGGGCAGGAUUUGAUCAACCUGACGGAGGAGGAUUUCAAGAAGACGCCUCUCUCCCGAGUAUCGUCCGACAGCGGCCAGCAGCUCUUGCACAUGAUCGAGGCUUUAAAAAUGGCUCAUCACAUAGAGGCUCACAAAAAUGGGCAUGUCAACGGGCACAUCCGUGUCAGUGUUAACAGCACUGCACAUGAAAAUGGCUUGAGCAGUAAAACAAAGCUGAACGGAGUGCCAAAUGGUUAUAAGAAGAAGAUGAUAAAGAUCCCCAUGCCAGAGCCAGAGCGCUUGCAGUAUCCCAUGGAAUGGGGCAAAACUCUCCUGGCUUUUAUUUAUGCACUUUUUUGUUUCAUCUUUACCACAGUGACUAUCUCAGUUGUUCACGAACGAGUGCCUCCCAAGGAGGUGCAGCCUCCCCUACCAGAUGCAUUUUUUGAUCGUUUUGAUCGGGUGCAAUGGGCCUUUUCUAUUUGUGAAAUUAACGGCAUGAUCCUUGUAGGACUGUGGUUUGUUCAGUGGCUGCUGUUAAAAUACAAGUCUAUAAUUGGCAGAAGGUUUUUUUGUAUAGUUGGCACACUAUACCUGUAUCGGUGUAUUACAAUGUAUGUAACUACACUCCCAGUACCUGGAAUGCAUUUCAAGUGUUCUCCAAAGCUUUUUGGAGACUGGGAAUCUCACCUGCGAAGGAUAAUGAAGCUGAUAGCUGGCGGAGGAUUGUCCAUCACAGGAUCCCACAACAUGUGCGGCGACUAUCUGUACAGCGGGCACACCGUCAUAUUAACUCUCACAUACUUAUUUAUCAAAGAGUAUUCCCCACGGCGACUCUGGUGGUAUCACUGGCUUUGCUGGACGCUCAGCAUGGCUGGGAUGUUCUGCAUCCUCCUUGCUCAUGACCACUACACUGUGGACGUGGUGGUGGCUUACUACAUCACUACAAGACUUUUCUGGUGGUAUCACACAAUGGCCAACCAGCAAGUGCUAAAAGAAGCUUCCCAAACCAACCUCCUUGCAAGGGUCUGGUGGUACAAGCCUUUCCAGUACUUUGAAAAGAAUGUCCAAGGAAUUGUACCUCGCUCCUACCACUGGCCCUUCCCCUGGCCGGUGCUGCACCGGGGCAGGCAGGUGAAAUACAGCCGGCUGGUGAAUGACACAUAGCAGCGUGUUGGUGGACAGAGGGGGAAAGGGCCCGUCCCAAGUGCUAAGAACUCCAUGCAAGAAGAUGCCAUAAAAAAAAACAACAAAGCAACCCCAACCCCUCCCUAACCCUUUCUUUUAACAGCUCCCUUGACUUAACCUAUUCAGUUACCUGGUAAGCACUGUGAUCUUUUUUUUCCUCUCCAAAGGAUCUGCGUUGGACAACAAUAAAGAGAAUUUAACUUAUCACGCACUGUUAUACAUUUCUUGUUAAUAGAUUUGGGAUUUCCAUUACCCAUCACCGUGUUCCUUUGUAUAUGAUGCGACAGCAUAAAUGAAAGCUUUUAUACCAUAAGUUCUGGUCUUUCCAGUCAUGUCUGGGAAUAACGCGUAUUAUUUUCUUGGGAAAACAUACUUUUCAUAUCUCUUGCCCCAAAGAUUGGGCUGUAAGCCAUUUUCUAGCUAAUGACUCUAUGAAGGUUUCUGAUACCUGCCUCGGGUAAAUCGAGAAAUCUUUCUACCUGUUGCACCGCGAUACAAGCGAGAUGAUAGACACAGGAAGGUUUGCUAAUCUUGGUUUUGUAGACUCUGCAGUGACUGUGUCAAAAAGUGCAAAAAAAAAAAAAAAGAAAGAAAAAAAAAAGUUGUAAAGUGAUUUUCUAAGUAUUUCCUAACUUUAUUUUUCAAAAUGUGUAUGAAAAUUAAAUUUGAAAAGAUUUUUACAUGUCAGAGAAUAGAGAGUUAAAAUUUAAAGAAAAUGCUUCUUGGGAGAGAGAGAUUUGUCUAUGUUUCUAGUGCCUUUCUUGUCUUGAUUGUAUGGUCAGUAGGCAGUCUUAAAUGUUUUUAUUUAAAAUAAAGUAUUCCAUGAAAGCAGAAAUAUAUAUACUGUAUAAUUACUAAUUUUUGCAUUUAUAGCUAAAUUAAACUGGAAAUUUGCUUAUGAUGUUGAAAUUGCCAUGGGUAGGGGUAAACCAAAAAAGAAGGGUCAGAUCUUGUUCACACAUUGUGAGCAGAUCGUACUAAAAGAAAUCACUUUAUUGUCUACUUGGUAGCUGUGUUUUAAUAAGAAAACAGCCAUGAAUUCCCGUUUUUUAAGAAUUUUACAAAUGAUCACUGAGUGAACUACAAAUGGUUUCUCCAUCCCAUAUUGAGCUGUUGUUGGAAAAACAACAAAGAUAAUCUAUUUCUUUAAAAUAUUUGUGCAGAAACUGCAUGUAACUAUAAGUUUCACUCCUACCAUACAUACUGUAUGUCUGGGGAAGUAUUCUAUCCUAAACUUGCCAAUGUGCAGAACAAAAUAGUUUUUUUUAAAGAAUGAAGAAGAGAAAAAAAAUAUAUGAAUAUAUAUAUAUAUAUAUACAUUCUGUAUUUUACGUGAAGCAGAGUUAUCUUCUGUAGGGUUUUUGUGUAUUCACAAGGUGAUAUUUGUAUUGUAAAACAACAAUGGUGAAGGAAAAUAAAAAGGCUUUUGAAAAAUGUAGUUUCCUUUAUGUUUCUAGUAUUAAUCUUAAAUUUUAAGCUAGGUUUAAUCUUCCCGACCUUGCCUUUGAUUUUACAUGUAAUUGCACUGUAGGCCAUCAAAUUGUAUGGAAACUGCAUUGCUGUUGAAUUGCUGUUCACCGUUGGCAAACCAGUGCCUUGUCUGAAAUAAAUACUAUGCAAUACAUUCUGACCAUGUGGGAGCUGGGAGCGGAUCUGAGAAGCCCUCCUUGGAACCAUCCCCAGGGCUUGAAAAAUCUACCCCAAAAGUGCAGUGGCAGAGCGUGUGGCAGGGCAGGCAGCCGGCAGCCCAGGAGCUGCCCAGAAUGUCCCACUGUUGUGAGUUCUUGAUGGUGACAGUAUCACUUUUUGCUUCUUCUGGUUUAGUUUAGGGUUUUUGGUGGUGGUGGUGAUGGUAGCAUUUUAUCUUUACUUUUCCGCCCUCUUUUCAACCUCCUUGAGGAAUCAUUCCUGUGUUACUUCUGCUGCUUUGCCUCGCCGUUGCCUGGGAUGCUGAGCAAGAUGAGCCCGUUCCUUAGAAGCUCUCCCUGGAAGGGAGAGGAUUUCUUCCUAUUCCACAUUUCUUGGCAAAAGCCCUUUGCAGCAGUAUUUGCAGAGCCAUCUGCAAGUUUUAGGGAUUAGCUCUGCAUGCUUUGCCUUCAGUUCACAGUAAUUGUCUUUGCAAGUGUGCGGUUGAAAGCUGAUUUUAAAACAGCAAAUCCAUCCCAAGGCGAUUGCUUGAGAGAAUUCACGCUCCCAGAUGUAAAAGAAUAAGUAGAUUUUUCAAGACCUGGCAUCACGCACAUCAAAACCAUUGACAUAAGUAAUGUAUGGAUAUAUGCACAUGACAUUAAAUGGAAUCUGCUGAAUUCUG
Messenger RNA from Lagopus leucura (white-tailed ptarmigan), 3964 nucleotides. RefSeq names its product sphingomyelin synthase 1 (gene SGMS1). The coding region runs from base 391 to 1632 and encodes 413 amino acids. The record is from RefSeq and is a predicted model, not a curated record. Gene Ontology annotation, cellular component: endoplasmic reticulum membrane; Golgi membrane. Lineage: Eukaryota; Metazoa; Chordata; Aves; Galliformes; Phasianidae. Gene Ontology annotation, biological process: ceramide biosynthetic process; sphingomyelin biosynthetic process. The transcript is spliced from 7 exons. Gene Ontology annotation, molecular function: protein binding; sphingomyelin synthase activity; ceramide cholinephosphotransferase activity.